Paramormyrops kingsleyae is the source of this 2215-nucleotide messenger RNA. RefSeq names its product olfactomedin-like 3a (gene olfml3a). The record is from RefSeq and is a predicted model, not a curated record. Gene Ontology annotation, biological process: signal transduction. Lineage: Eukaryota; Metazoa; Chordata; Actinopteri; Osteoglossiformes; Mormyridae.
GAAACCUCCACGCACAGAGCCAUCUGCUGGACGUGUGGCACAAAGCGAACCGGGCGGCAGACAAAGAGGCCCCUACUGCUCCUGUAAAAACAUUCCUGCCAAGUGACUGGGCCAAGGAGAAACUCCAGAAGAAGUUUCUUCACCCCUCCCUCAGCUUCUCCCUCACUCACAGGCAUACGGGGGCCACAUAGCAGCAGGGACAGGAGGCCAGGCUGCAGCUGUUGGCCAUCUGAAUCGACCAGACCUCAGUGUCCGCUAUUCAGCCUCGCCAUGAGAGCCCUAAUCCUUAUCACUGCUGCCUUAAUCAGUCUUGCCAGUGGCCAGAACCAGGCCCUGAUGGAUUACCUGGAGCGCAGGAUGCUGUCCAUCGAGGAACGUAUCUCUCUCUGGCAGGAUCAGACCAACCGGCAAGCCUCUGAGCUUCGAGAAUUCAAACAGCAGGUGUCGGCGCUCCUGGAGAGCAUCGAGAAGCAGAGGGAAGAUCUCCGCUCUGACCUGACCAGUGUGGUGUCCCGCGUGGAUCGCGUAGAGCGCGAGAUGGACUAUCAGGAGACCCAGAACCCCCAACCUCCCUGCGUGGAUGUGGACGAGCAUCUGGUGGAGCAAGAGGUGGCCACUGUGAAGGAGAAGAACAAAGUGAAGUACACCAAGCUCUCAGAUUGCCGUGACAUGAUCUCUAGUAUCAAAGCCAUGAAGAUCUUGAAGAGAGCAGGCAAUGCCAAGGGCAUGUGGACCAAAGACACCUCAACUAGAUCUAGCAAGGUCUACCUCUUCAAUGGAGUUUCUGAGGACACCUUGUAUGAGUUUGAUUCAAUUCGGGACCUGACAGCUUCCUCCAAGUUGUCCAGGGGUAAGAUGAUCAAGCUGCCUUCUUCUUGGGGUGGAACGGGACACACUGUCUACAAUGGGUUCAUCUACUAUGUGAAGGAAGGUCAGGAACUUCAGGUGAUCAAGUAUGACCUGCGGAAUGGCUCAAUAGCCGACAGCGUGGUUUUCCCCGCCGAGAACCCUGUGCCGGUCUACAGCCUGACCAGCGAGACCUAUAUCGACCUGGCGGCCGAUGAGGAGGGUCUCUGGGCCCUCUAUGCCACACAGGAGAAUGACCGCAACAUCUGCCUGGCCAAAAUGGACCCCAACACACUGGACAUCGAGCAGAUGUGGGACACACCCUGCCCCCGUGACAACGCCGAGGCGGCCUUCGUCAUCUGCGGCACCGUCUACGUGGUGUACAACACCAAGCUACCCAGCCGCUCCCGGGUGCAGUGUGUCUACGAUGUCAAUGACAUGGUCUCCAGCGACAAUGCCCCUCUAGUCUACUUCCCCAAGCGCUACGGCUCGCACUCCAGCCUGAAAUAUAACCCGCUGGAACAGCAGAUCUAUGCCUGGGAUGAUGGCUAUCAGAUCCUUUACAAGCUGGUCAUGAAGAAAAAACUAGAGGUCUAAAACGAAACAUCAAACGUGAGAUGCACAAGCCCCCAGACGGCAACAUUAGGGACUUUUUGGGAUUAACUUAGUGAGCCGAUACUCGUACACUGCCUUGUGAGUUUCAAAUAUGUAUAUAAGUGUUUAUUUUUACUCAUCUAGAGAAUAUACUAUAUUACACUAAUCAUCCACAUAGAAAAGCACAAUUCAUUUUUAUUACAUUAUUUUAUUUACAUUUUUGUUGAUAAUUACAGUAAUAUAAAACCUUUUUUCAGCAAUUUCAAUAAUUUUGCUACAUGUAUUAAUUCAUAUACAGUACUUGCUUUAAGUUCAAUAAGGAGAAAAGAGGACAAGUAUAGACAUGAAUACAAAAUACAUUAAAACUUUAGCAGAUUUCAGAUGUUCCAGAACAUAUAUGUUGUUGUAAUUUACGUAUUAUUUUCCAUCUCCCGUACAUUUUUUCCAUGUGCAUCAUGUAUAUGUCUCAUAUGCAUACAGUAUAUUCUAUUUAUUGCAUUUCCUGUGACCUUCAAUAAAAUCCCCUAAAUCACUACAGUAAAUCAGUUUUCUGUUACAGGAUUCCAAAAGUGUUCCGAAGAAGUUUUGCUCUCUAUAUAUAGAAAUAAUGGACUUCAUUGGGAGCUGUAAAUGUUAACCUUUAUUGUACUUGAACUUUUAAACCUUUAAAAUUAGAAUCACAAUUCACCUUAUUGGCAAAAUACACCUGCAUGUUCUCGGAAUUUGUCUUGGCUGUAUACUUCACAUGGAAAUAAAUAAAUGGAAAUAAAAAUGC